CUGGAACUCUGCUUCUCACCUCUGUACCUGCCUGUCCUUUGGAUGACUGCUGGCUCAGCACAGUUUUUGUGAGGGCACUGGGGAGGAUCCAAAGGCAUCUGAGGAGCUGUUGGUGCUGCUCAGCUUUGUGCGAGGGGUGCUUUCUCAGAGGCUCUCCAGACAUUAUCAAAAAGGGAAAUGGACUUGGAGGUCAUUGUGCCAAUUGACCUCGGUUCUGGAGAUCAUCAGCACCUGGUUCGGAAAGCAGUUGAUAAUGAUGUGCCCCCGUCCGGUCGGCCCCCCACGCCUUCACCCGCGGAGAGGUCAAAGGAAACUGGAGGAAAGCCAAAGCCAAAGGCUGACAAGAAAUCAAAUGUCUACGUGAUAGAAAUCUCAGACGAUCCACCCCCAGAUGAAAACAAUGGAAGUACGCCUGGUCCAUUCUCAGACAGAUCUAUCCGCCACGCUUUCAUUGCGAAAGUAUUCUUCCUCCUGUCGGCUCAGCUGUUAAUUACUGCCAUAAUCACUGGCACAUUUGUUUUCUGGAAAGAUUUGAGAGUCUGGGUGGUUACACAUCCCUGGUUCAUCUACUCACUCUUUCCAGCAUUCUUUAUUGUAUUCAUUAUACUUGCUUGCUGUGGGAAUAUCCGCCGAGAGGUGCCGGCAAAUUACAUUCUUCUUGGAUUGUUUACGAUUCUUCAAGGUCUGCUGCUAGGAACUGUAUCAGUUUUCUAUAGAGCUGAGGAAGUGUUGUGGGCAACAGCAGCAACCACCUUGGUGACCACAGCGCUCACUAUAUUUGCUCUACAAACAAAAUGGGAUUUUACUUGGCUAAAUGGAAUGCUGUGUGUUUCCCUCUGUGUAUUAAUGAUCUACGGAAUCCUGGUGAUCUUUGUACGAUCAUAUUGGCUGCACCUGUUGUACGCUGCACUUGGAACCCUGCUGUUCUCCCUGUACCUGGUGAUGGACGUGCAGCUCAUAGUAGGAGGCCGCCAUUCUGAAAUAGACCCUGAAGAGUAUGUUUUUGCUGCCCUGGAAAUCUACUUGGACAUCAUCAACCUUUUCCUUUUUAUUCUGCAACUGAUCGAAAUGGGACGGUAGUUGUAUGAUCAAUGUCGGUUUAUGCUGAAAACAGAAGAAAAGGCCCUUGUGAACUGUCCCCUGGCUCAGACCUGAACUUCAUAAGCCCCUCUCCCCCUUUUUAGAAAGAAAUGUAAGAGCACUUUUUCUUUCUUUUCAAAAGAAACUAAGCAUUCAGUAGAUGAUAGGUGUUGUUGUUUUGCUUUUGAUUCCAUUGUCACAUACCAAAACUUGCUGAAAAUAUUUUUAAUUUUAUAAAU
Messenger RNA from Cavia porcellus (domestic guinea pig), 1319 nucleotides. It is a transcript of the gene Tmbim7, whose product is annotated as protein lifeguard 1. The coding region runs from base 178 to 1080 and encodes 300 amino acids. The transcript has 11 exons. The record is from RefSeq and is a predicted model, not a curated record. Lineage: Eukaryota; Metazoa; Chordata; Mammalia; Rodentia; Caviidae.